AUGGAGAUAGCUACAUGUUCAAAGUUUUACAGCCCUAAAGUUAAUUUUUAAAAAGCAUUCAUAAAUUUGAAAAGAAAUAAUCCAAAGACUUUCAAGACAUUAAUUCAAGAUUAGAUUUAGAAAAUUGAUUCUCAAAAAAUUAUACAAGAUUACAAAGAGAAAAGUAGAUAACGCUAAUGUAACUUUAUUUAAUAAUAUUAAAAGAAACAACUAGAUUUUUAAGAUCUCGUUAAUAAGCAUCUUAAAAUUGUCUUUAAAGUAUUGUGAUUGAUAGUUUUGAGAAAAAAAAUUUCUUAUCUUCACCUACAUCUCCUGCAUCUCCUAGACAUAAUUCUAUGACAGGAGAAAAAUCUAUAAACUUCAAUACUACUUAUACUUAAAAAAGACGAUAAAUGCAAUAAAUUGAAAAUUUAUUUACAGAAUAAAUUAAUAAUGAAUAUCGAAAUUCAUUGCUUGAAUAAACGGAAAAAUUUAUAGCAGAUACUCUAUCUUAAGAAUUUAGAGAGUUAGGAUCAUUAUUUAAUAAAUUUAUGUAAGCUAAAAAUAAUGAAUUAAAUGAGUAAUAAAUAGAUUUAAAUAUUAAUGAAAAAAAAAUUGAAAUUGAAAAACAAGAAGAAAUUCAUAGAAUUGAUAGGAAUUUUAAUUCUAAAAAAGUUUAAUAUGAAUUACAAAUUUAUAAUCUUAAUUAAGAAGUCGCUCAAUUGUAAUCUAAAAUUAAAGAUAUAGAAACUAAUUUCAUUAUCAUAGUUGAUAAGAAUAAUUAAUUAAUCAAAAAAUUAACCUUAAAAUCAAAAGAAAUUAAUUUAAAACACUAAUAAAUAAUAAAAUUAUAAGAAGAUAAAAAUUAUCUUAUUCGCAAAAUUAAAAUUUUAAAUUCUAGAAAUAAAUAAACUAUGGGAAACUCAUAAAGAGAAGAAGUUUAAGAUGAUAUUGAUAGUAUCAAAAAAUCUAUAGAUUCAUUAUCAAAUUCUCAAAAUUUAGAAAAAUUAAUGAUGAUUAAAUCUGAUUCAUUUUCUUUAGAUAAUUAUUCAGAUAGUAUAGAUAUGGGUGAAUAUAGAUUAGAUGAAGUUAUUCUAAAUCAUGAUACAAUAAUUGAAUAUCGAUCUAAAGAAACUUAAACUACAUUCGAAUUGAUCAGUGAUCUAUAUUCUAUUUCUGAUACUUAAACACAUUUCUCUUUGAUGGAUAGAAAAUAUGAUGUAAUUAAUUAAGACUACAUUGAUAAUACUUUGCAUUAUAUAGACUUUUUCUUAUCAUUAAAUGAAGAAAUCUAGACUGACAAUCCAUUCAAAUCCAUUUAAGAAUAUAAUUAACAUCUUUAUGAAAAUUAAUAUAAUACUAUGAUGAUAUCUUAAUAACCAACUUCUAAUACUAAUAUUUAUGAAAAAAAUUUUUAAUAAAAUAGAAAUGAUUUAAUACCUUUUAUGAAAUAUUUACAUGAAAGAUAAUUAGAAAUUGAUAAAAUAUCAUUAUUUUAAAAAUAAGAAAUUUCAGAAUUGAAUUCUUAAUUGAUUCAAAUUGUUAAAGACAAAGUUGAAAUCAAAGAUGAAAACUAACAAUUAAAAAAUGAAAUUUAAGAAUUAUUAAAACGAUUAGAAUUGUUAGAAAAUUAGAAUAAUUUUUAAAGACCUCUUGAGAUUUUAUCAGACACUGAGAUUUAAAUUGAUGAAAAUAUGUUAAAGAAAAAUUAAAAUAAAUAAGGUAGAAAAAUUAGAAAGAUUAGAAAUUUGGGUAGUAAAGUACUUAUUAAUAUAUAAAUUAUUAGAUUUCAAUAUCUUAUGAGUUUCAAAGAAACUAAUCUAGAUUAUUAAUAGAAAAAGUAAAAAAUAAAAAUCCAUCAAAAUUCACAAAUUAUAUGCCAAUCAAAUUAGUCCUUAAAUUUAUUUUUACCAUUUAUUAAGAUAAAAUAUAUAAUCAAAGAGAAAAUAAACUUUUAAGAGAUUAAGAUAUGGCAUCAUAUAUCUAUAACUAUUUUUUAUAAUAAUUUGGAUAUACUAAAAUUACUGAGUAAAGAUUUUUAAUAUUGAUUUUAUCAAUAAAAAAAUAUUUAAAUAUCAUAAGAGUCAAUAUAUUUGCAAAAUUCUUAGGAUUAUUGGAAGAUAAAGUUAAUUAUACAGUAGAAGAAUAAUAGAAAUAUCUUUAAGCACAUGAAUUUAUUCAAAAUUAACAUUAAUUAGGUGUUUAAGUUAAAGAAAAUGAGUAUAAUUUGAAAUUUUAUGUUCCUUAUCUUAGAGCUCUUGCUUAUGUAUCUAGUUUAUAAAAUUGGUAUUUUUCUGGUGAAGAAAUGAAUUAUUUGAAAUAGGAAAUAGAAUAAUUGAAAGAAUCAGAUGAUAAGAAUAAAAGUGGAAUUAUAGAUUUUGAUUAAAUGAUGCUAAGAGUUUUAGUAGUAUUUAGGAAUAAUAUUGAAAAAACUAAAUUAUACGUUAUUAAUGCCUUUAAUGCUUGUGAUUUAGAUGGGAAUGGAUUUGUAGAUGUUCAUGAAUGGCUAUUAUUGAAUAAAUAUAUAGAACCUUAGAAAUAUGAUGAAAUUAAACUUACAGAUACAUUUGAGGAAGCAGCUGACAUGUAAUUAGAUGAUGAGAAAUAUCUAUCAUUUGAUAGAUUUUCAAUCUUAUGCAUGGAAUCAGAACUAUUUAGUGAUGAAUAAUAAAAUAAAUUUUUAAAAGUUAGAAGUAAUGAUAUUUAUUUAUAUUUUAGAUAAUUCUGAAGUAGAAUAAAAAUUCUUUGAAUUAAGAAAGGUUUGGUUAAAUGAAUAUGUUUAAACAUUAAAUUAUAUCAAAAAAAAUCACAAGUUAGAAGAUGAUGAAUAAAAACAUUGGAUAUAAAUAUUAAAUAUCUUAAAUGAGAAAAUAUUACUCAAUCCCCAAUAAAGCAAACCUUUAAUUAUAUCAUUUAAAAUUCUCUAAGGAGAGAUUUACUCAAAACAUACAAAUUGA
Molecule: messenger RNA, 2936 nt
Organism: Paramecium pentaurelia
Lineage: Eukaryota; Ciliophora; Oligohymenophorea; Peniculida; Parameciidae
Source: the annotation of a GenBank genome assembly